GCGAACGUCGAGGAUGAGAAGGAAGACGGCACCAUCGUCUUAAACGCAGCUACCGCAGAUGAGCUCAUGUCUACCUUUUGGCCGAUCCUGGUUGACCUGUCCAAAGGAAUAAUAGAGACGGAGCUGCUGCCGGCCGUGAAUGCCAUGUCGCCGGUGAACAUCAGUUUGACGAAGUUCACCCUCGGGAACACCCCGCCGUCAUUCGGGAAGAUGACGCUCACGCAGCCGCAGCACCCAUUUCGUCUUCGAGCCGCACUUCCGAUUUCAUGGGAGUCCGAUCAGGUGAUUGAAGCCGUGGCUCUGAGCAUCCCCAUCGGCGUGAAAGACCUGAAAAUCAAAGCGAGGCUUUUGGUGGACCAGGGGCCGAUCCUGGACAAGCUCCCGAUCAUCGGCGGCAUCGGUCUCUCCAUGCCAGAGGUGCCAGAGAUUGAUUUCGACCUCACGGGUAUUGCCAAUAUCGCAGAGCUCCCGGGGAUUCGAGGAUUGGUCUUCAAUGCGCGCCUUGGCUGGUAA
This is a messenger RNA of Symbiodinium sp. CCMP2456, 513 nucleotides long. The record is from the annotation of a GenBank genome assembly. Lineage: Eukaryota; Dinophyceae; Suessiales; Symbiodiniaceae.